Heterotrigona itama is the source of this 438-nucleotide messenger RNA. Lineage: Eukaryota; Metazoa; Arthropoda; Insecta; Hymenoptera; Apidae. The record is from the annotation of a GenBank genome assembly.
AUGGGGAAAGCACGUGUUAUUUGUAUCGUUGCGCACGUCUCGACAAGCUCAUACGUCGACUCGUGCGAUUCUACCACCACCCCUACCGAGAUUCUCGCCACUAGCGUCGCUACUACCACCGAGAGAAAGGUAUUGGCUUCUCCUACCGUGGAGGUGGUUGACAGCUCGAAAAUCGCAGUACCAUCGCGUACAUCGAGUACAGUGCCCGCGAAUGCGAAAUACACUAGCGUACAUCGCCGGCCUGUCACGAUGUUACUCGCGGUGAUCGCGCUCCUCUGCGCCGGUAGUAGUGCCGAGGUGUUCACUAACACGUUCCUCGUGAAGAUGAGGCAGCCCGCAGAGAGACACGUCGCCGAUCGCGUGGCUGCUAGGAACGGAUUUGUCAACCUUGGACCGGUAAGUUUCUCACUUUCUUUAUUGUAGAAGCAAUUACAAUAA